UGAAAGCCGGCAGUUUCAAUGUUCAACCAAGUACAACUCACACAGAUGGGUUCUCCUGAACGCGCAGCAUAAAGCCAAGCAAUCUGACGUGUUGUGAUACGUUAUUUCCCGUGCCUGCCAGCGUCAGCUCAAGUUCUCGAUACCAGUGGUUUCUGGUAAGCUGAGCAUAACACGUCCAGCGGCAGAUUCAAUGCCAUGUUUCGCAACCUCAGACUUCGACUCUCGGACAUACUGCACCUAUCUGGGCCUAGUGCUUUCGCCAUUAGCAUCAUUUUGAACAUCUUCACCAUACUGCGCUUGCAACACAAGUCUGUCGAUGAUAGACAGUACUCUUAUAUCGGUGAUGAUCAUCCAAUCAAAUUACCCCUCGACUUGGAUGUCGUUGCAUUGACGUUUGAAGACUCAAAGUAUUACAGUACAUCGGGGCUCACGGCCUGGUCGGAGUGGAAUUUGCUCGAUCACUUUCCACAAGGCCACGGAUUCGUGCGUCUAGGACCAAAUGGGCGACUAUUUGGUGUCUCUAUGUUUCACCAGCUUCAUUGUCUACAAAUGAUACGACUAGCCCUUAUUGAUGGGCCCAAUGACCAUAGUGGCCACUGUCUUAACUUCUUGCGACAGGCAAUUCUUUGCAAUUCGGAUACUACCCUUGAUCCGGUCUACACCAAUGGAUCGAUAUCAGGCUCAGACGGCUUGGGUGUGACGCAUAUAUGCCGAGAUUGGUCGCAGGUUUAUGCAUAUAUUGAGGAGAACCAGAGGGGCCCCUGGUGGGUAGAGCACAAGGCAGAGAUGUAAUCAUAAUCAUAACGCGAAGUCAAGUGCACGGGAGAAUCUGAUCUAGUUCCACCAGCGAUAGAUGUG
Suillus bovinus is the source of this 858-nucleotide messenger RNA. RefSeq lists its product as uncharacterized. The transcript is spliced from 4 exons. The coding region runs from base 196 to 792 and encodes 198 amino acids. Gene Ontology annotation, biological process: mycotoxin biosynthetic process. Lineage: Eukaryota; Fungi; Basidiomycota; Agaricomycetes; Boletales; Suillaceae. The record is from RefSeq and is a predicted model, not a curated record.